Messenger RNA from Nicrophorus vespilloides, 1319 nucleotides. RefSeq lists its product as uncharacterized. The transcript is spliced from 2 exons. NCBI's taxonomy places the organism in Eukaryota, Metazoa, Arthropoda, Insecta, Coleoptera, Silphidae. The annotation marks the transcript as partial. The record is from RefSeq and is a predicted model, not a curated record.
UAAUAGUGAGUGAGUGAGGUCGGGGACAGCAGGGGGUCUAGCUUGGCACGUGCUUGCUAAAACACCAGCUGAUUCGGAGCAGACCCGGCGUCUUUGGCGUGACCGUGGCGCGCGCUCUCUUUUCCUUCGGGAUCCGUAGCAGGUUCUGCUGGUCCGGGGUACGGUUGUGGGUUAGGCCGGUUGCUGCCGCUCGCAGGACCUCCGGCUAGGAUCAGCUAGGGUCCUGACUCACGUUGUGGUGCGCGGGGCUCCCCUCCAGAGCGGUUGCGCAAUAGAAUCCCCAGUCAGCUGAGUGUCAAACGCUAUCGAACGGGGCCAGGACGGUGCAGGCAGCCUGCCAGACCUUCCGUCGCUUAUUCAAUGUAAUAAUACCGAGCGCGGCGGUUUCCACCUGCGAUUCGCGAACGGACCCCACGGCGAAGACCUCCAGGCCACCGAACCAAAUAGAACGAAAUUUAAAAAAGAGAGAGAUCAAAAAUAUUAUAUAACAUUUAAAUAAAUAAAGCAGCAGCAGCAACAAAAGAAACCGCAACCUACGAGGAGGAGGAAACCGACGGUAGAGACUCAGCCAUCUAGGAUCUCUCCUUCAUCGGCAUAAACAAGGAAGGAGGAAUUGAAUUGAAAGUGCAAAGCGAUCGAAAUUUGAAGAAAUAAAAACUCAGUAUUACAUACUCGUUGUAUAUACUUGUAGAGAUUAUUAUUAUAUAUAAAUUAUACAUAUAUAUAUAUAUAUAUUUGGCAGUUGAGUGAGAAAAAUUUGGAGCUUUGAAAUUGGCCUUAUCUUAGAGAUAUUUAGAAGAGAGUCGUGGUAGUUUUUGGAAUUUUGUGGAAACGAUUUUGUUCAAAUUUUUUUGAAGCAGUGAUAGAAAGAGAGAAGCAAAAUGUUCGUCCAAACCGAAUUUAAUAAUAAAUCAAACAACAAUAAUGAGCUGAGCAGGACGGCGGCUGCUGCGGCGGCGGCGGCUCAGCAGUCCGGUGAUCUGUUCAAGGAUCUGGAUCUGAUCUCGAGGUUCUGCGUUCCGAUCUGUUCGCGGGACAACGAGAUCCGCGAGGUCGCCUUGGACGUGAUCUCGAAGACGGUCGAAGGGUGGCUGGACGGGGUGGGAAGCCCGAAGCAUUACCGGCUCUCGCAGACCGAUCGCAGGAGGCCGACGGGGGUGUGCGCCUGCUCGGAUUCUUCCAAUUCCGCCGCCGUCGAUGUGCCGCGCGAGUACAUGGACCUGGUGGCCCUUCACCUGCCCAUCAUCCUCAGGCUAUCAAUCAGCUGUCCAUUUGCUAACGUCAGGGAGAAGUGUCAACAUAUCUUGGAAGUCGUGCAG